GAAUUGCAAACAUUUUAGCGCGAAGUGCUGUAGAUCACGGACGAACCAUCUGAUCUGACCUAGACCUGGAUCUGUGGUGACUUAUAUCAUUGGUCAUAGGGUGUGAAGAGGAAUGCAUAGGUACAUAGAUCUGAGGCCAGACAGAGCACGAAUGUAGAGGCAGAUUGUUCUUAAGAUGCCACUUUUGAACGAUGCUAAAUUGAAGUCGUCAGUAGAAUGCGCUCUGCAGUGUCUGAAGUGUAAAAAAUGUGACACUGUCGUGGAGGAACUAUUUAUUGGUAUUUGCGUCAGCCACGUAUUUUGCAAAGCCUGCAAGGACAACCUUAAAUCUUGUCCUGCGUGUGUGUACCCUGUCAAUAUCAAGAACAAAGACAUCGUUUACGUUGUUGAUGAGGAAGUAUCAAAGCAGCUGAAAGUUUUGGAGAGGCUCUUUCAAUCAAGUGGCACUCUCAUUGAAAAGACCCCUCUCAAGUCUGCUCCUCCAUCUAACAAGGGCAAGAAGAUACCACUGACACCAGCAGCGUCCCCAGCAAAAUCGGAAUGUAGUGUUGCUUCAACUCCAGCUGGUUCACUCAGAGGUAGGAGAAGUUCACUGGGCAGUCCUUUUCCAGACGUCAACAAACGAAACUCCAAAGGAGAAACACUUCUGCAGGUUGCUUGUGUCAAGAAAAAUAUUGAUGAAGUUAAAAGGCUGCUGGAUGCAGGAGCCAAUAGUUGUGUCAGGGACUACAACGGCUGGACGCCUUUGCAUGAAGCUGCUCAGAGCAAUAGAGUUGACAUCGCUCAGUUGUUGCUUGAACGCGGUGCCAGGGUAAAUGCGGCUGGUGGAGAAGAAUAUUUGAGCCCACUGCACGAUGCGGUUUCUGCUGGAUACAAGGAGAUGGUGGAGUUGCUGCUGAUAUUUGGUGCAGACCCUGAUCAGUUGAGCAUCAAAGGAGAGAGUGCCAGGGACAUGACAAAGAACAUGGAAAUCCUUGAACUGCUUGGUUCUUCAGCCAAACAUGUCAAUCUCUGCAGUUCUUCAGAUGGUUGUACGCAAAGUAACCUCUUUGCAGACGGCCGGCCACUGCUGAUCAUGUCGGCUGGCUUGGAUAAAGUUCAGAAAUCUAUGUUGACUGAUUUUGUGAAGACAUUUUCAGGAAAGCUGUCUUCCAAACCAAAUGGAGACGUUAAGGUUGUAGUUGCAAAGGAUGAAAACAACAAAUGUCAGACCUCGACUGCCAUCUUGGCUGGAAUCGCAGCAGGAGCCUGGAUUGUCAGGGCAGAAUGGCUCAGGGUUUCGCUUAAAAAUGGAGAGCUUGGUGACCCAAAGAUCUAUGAACUACAUGGAACAGAAAACAGUUCCAUGGGAAAUGUCUUCCUGCGAGCCAGAACAAAUUCAAUGGAAAUGUUGCCUGGACUGUUUGCUGGGUGCUACUUCUUCUUCAGCAACAUUGAAAACUUUGGGGCUGAUCUGAACAGGGAGAGCGUGAUACAAAUUGUGAAGGUAAUGGGUGGGAGAGUGCUGAGCAGGUCUCCUGACCCUGAAGACAUCGCAGGCGUGAAUGACAUUCCUUUGCACGCUAACCAAUCUGGACCACUGGCCAAGUGCUCACACUUCAUUAUUUACGAGAAAGGAAAGACCAAGAAAAAUUUUAUCGAGUUCAACAUGAAGCACAUCAAAGCUCUUGAAUAUUCAUGGCUUAUCAAAUGCAUUGAAAACUUUACUUUAUUUGACCCAUAGAUGACAUUAUAAUAGCUAUACUUCAUAAAAAAACUUAUCGAUUUUACUUUGAUCCCUUUUUCUCAUCUACAAUCAUUUGAGCUUGUGUCAGUACCUGUCGAGCUGCAUUGUUAAUGUGUUGGAAUCUUGCUGGACCCAGAUGCACCCCUCCAAACCACCGUGUCACGACCACUAACACAUUAGUGACAUUCAAAAUCUGAAAAAUAUCAAUAUACAAUUUUCCUUGAUAGUAAGUAUUAAAUUAAACCUCUAGCAAGUGUAACAUUCUGCUCCCAGCAUGAGUUUCUCCAUCGUCAUCACAAUCACUGCUGACGUUCCCAGAUUCCUUUUUAAUGCGGUAUGCAUACAUGUUGUGCGUGGCAUUUGCGACCUUUUUAAUUUCAAGAAGCGUUUGUAAGGCUUCUCUACGAGGCACAGUGACAUGUUAAUUUGUUAUGAUUUUAAUUGUAUAUUUAUUACUUAACGUCAUCCGUGGAUUUGACGAUUGCCAGAUGGCCUUGAAAAGUACACUUGCCAGCUUGCAAAGGCUCUCCAUGCACUAGGGGAUAUUGGGAAUGAAGUUCGCUCUUAUUUUCAUGAGUCGCCUGAAUUGGAUUCUCUUCAGUGUUGCACGACUCGGAGUCAUUAAAUGACUGAAGUACCUCUCGCAGCUUUUCAACCCACUGAUAAAUCACUGGUUCUCCAAUAUUUUCU
Cloeon dipterum is the source of this 2416-nucleotide messenger RNA. Its product is annotated as BRCA1-associated RING domain protein 1-like. Gene Ontology annotation, biological process: protein K6-linked ubiquitination. Bases 176 to 1723 code for a protein of 515 amino acids. The transcript has 8 exons. The record is from RefSeq and is a predicted model, not a curated record. Gene Ontology annotation, molecular function: ubiquitin-protein transferase activity; protein binding. NCBI's taxonomy places the organism in Eukaryota, Metazoa, Arthropoda, Insecta, Ephemeroptera, Baetidae. Gene Ontology annotation, cellular component: BRCA1-BARD1 complex; BRCA1-A complex.